AUGUCUGGAGCCCUGGAAGGAAUUUACGAGCCGGGCGUGGUCAAUCCUGGCCUGCCUCGUGACAACUCAACCACUCCAUACUGGCAUAUCAAUCCUCAUGCCUACGCCAACCACAACUCGCCCUGGCCUCAGGAGCCUGCCGACAUUGUCAUUAUUGGCACCGGAAUCACGGGCAUGGCUCUCUCGCGUACUAUAUGUGCUAAAAGACCCGACCUAAAGAUUGUUGUCCUAGAGGCGCGAAGCCUCUGCUCCGGUGCUACUGGACGUAAUGGCGGGCAUAUCAAAACCAUGCUUUUCUCGAUGUGGAACGAACGCAAGCAUCAGUUUGGUAUUGAGGAAGCCAUCAAGAUCUCUGAGUUUGAACAAAGCCAUCUUGCGGCCCUGUCCGCUGCAAUCAAAGGAGAUGGCGCCGACUGUGAUCUGGUUCAUACUACCGGUGUCGAGGCCUACUAUAAUCAAGACGUAUUCGAGAAGGAUCUUGCGGCGCUUGAGGAUAUCCGCGUCCAUGCCCCUCACCUGGCUGCCUUGCAUACAGUCUGCACGGAUAAGAAUGUAUUACAGCAUCAGAUGAAAUUGUCGAAGCGCUGUAUUGGAGCAAUCACGAUCCCUGCAGGCUCUGUCUGGCCGUAUAAAUGGAUCUCCAAGGUGUGGGAGACCUUGAUUGGAAAUAAAAGGGUCAACAUGCAGACCAACACCCCCGUUGAGGCUAUCGAGGACCGCGAUGGAGAUGAGUUUGCUAUUGUGAAGACGAAACGCGGCAAUAUCAAGGCCAGGAAGGUUGUACAUGCCACCAACGCCUGGAUGGGCUACCUUCUGCCUGAGAUGCAGCCCUUCCUUUCUCCAGUCCGUGUCAACGUCGUCCACUGGGCUGCCGAUCAGAAUGGCCAGUCCCCUCUUGGCACUGUCCCGGAGUACUCUAUUUGGUACCGCUACGGACGAAAAGAUUAUGAUUAUCUUAUCCAGCGUACUGAUGGAGGCGUUGUUACUGGACGUGCCUGCACUGGCCGUACUACGACUGGUGAUGACUCUACAACAGACCUAUCGCCGCACGCACAUCUGCGAGGCUUCCCCUUUGAGGCCAUUGCUAGCCCUAGGCCCGAUGCUGCCACGGCCAUCGAUCACGCUUGGUCUGGCAUUGUCAGCUUCACUCAGGAUGGCCUUCCAUUCAUUGGCCCUGUUCCCUUUGCCGGACGCAAUCACCAAUUUGUCUGCGGUGCUUACCAUGCCACCGGUAUGAUCAAGGCAUUCCGGUCCUCUCAAGCUGCUGCAUCCAUGCUCUUGGGUGAGGAGCUGCCCGAGGAUUUCCCCACGUCGCUGCUUUUGACGGAGGAUCGCGUCAAGGAGUUGCGGCGCUCGCUGGACCGUGGUAAUUACCCAUGCUACCGGGCUGUUGCCAAGAUUUAG
Clonostachys rhizophaga is the source of this 1404-nucleotide messenger RNA. The record is from the annotation of a GenBank genome assembly. Lineage: Eukaryota; Fungi; Ascomycota; Sordariomycetes; Hypocreales; Bionectriaceae.